AUGGAGCGGAUUCCAGCAGAAGAGGAUCCGAACCCUGCACCACAAGUUAUUUUCUCUCCCGUGGACCCGGAUGCCAAAUCCACGCCGUACGUUGUCUCGAUCCCCGAUUCAACGCCUCAUGUCUUCGUGCCCGAUCCAAACGAAAAGUACUUGAUUUCUACCGCAAAAAGCUAUGGCGUGGAUCAUUCCAUGCCAAAUAAUGCGCCAAUCCCGCCACCAGCGAACGAUCAGGCGCCGAACAAGAAGAAAUGGAUCUGGAUAGGCGUCGCGGCAGUAGCGUUCGUGGUUAUUGUGAUCGCGGCGGUUGUGGGAGGAGUUGUGGGUAGUCGCAAUGCCCACAAGGACAACGUUUCAAGCGACACGACUGCGACCGCCAUAUCGUCGGCAUCCGGCCUCAACACGACCAGCAGCUCAUCCACAACUUCCACUCCCACAUCUACGAGUACCACACUCGCCAGUACCACAUCUACCAGUACCACAUCUACCAGUACCACAUCUACCAGUACCACAUCUACUAGUACCACUGCGAGUCCUACUCAGACGAACUUCGGGGCGACCGUGCACAUGUUCGCGAACGAUACCUGUGGUGGAACGGACGAUUCCUUCUCGGUCCUGAACUCCAGCUCGCAGAAAUGCGUCGUGGUUCCGUCGAAUAAAAGCUCAAUUCGCGUGAGCCAGAACGAUGGCUGCAAAGUGGUCACCUGGAGUGGCAGCAAUUGUGCCGGCAGUUCGUAUAGAGUGCCAGACACGGACUGCCACGCGGUUUUGUAUGCGGCCGUCUCUGUCGAUUGUUAG
This is a messenger RNA of Aspergillus bombycis, 795 nucleotides long. RefSeq lists its product as uncharacterized. Bases 1 to 795 code for a protein of 264 amino acids. NCBI's taxonomy places the organism in Eukaryota, Fungi, Ascomycota, Eurotiomycetes, Eurotiales, Aspergillaceae. The transcript is spliced from 4 exons. The record is from RefSeq and is a predicted model, not a curated record.